UGCGUCUAGUGUACUGCCGAGGAGUGCUUACCCAUGGAUCUGAUCCGAAGCUUCCACGCGAAGCUACGGUCUCUGGCCAUCACCCUAGACAGCGAGACGGCUCGGCUGCAGCGAGCGCUGAACGGAGAGGAGAGUGACUGUGAAGAUUACCCAAUGAGAAUUUUAUAUGACCUUCAUUCAGAAGUCCAGACUCUAAAGGAUGAUGUCAGUAUUCUUCUUGAUCAAGCAAGUUUGGAAAGUCAAGAAAGCAUUGGUUUCAUAAAGGCAACAAAAGUACUGAUGAAAAAAAAUUCAGUGGAUAUCAUGAAAAUAAGAGAGUUUUUCCAGAAGUAUGGAUAUAAUCCACGUGCCAAGAAGGAUUCAGUGGAUGAACAAGAAAUCAUUGACUCUGAAUCAGAGUCCACUAAGCAUGAAGAUUUUCACAUACCUGAUGUGAAGGACAACCUGUCUGAUCCUGCUGUUCCGAGCACUUCUGGUUCUGAGAAGUCUCCACGGAGUCCACAGCUUUCCGAUUUUGGACUUGAGCGGUACAUGGUAUCCCAAGUUCCACCAAAGGCUCCACAGGCAGUAAAUGACCAUGAGGAAGAGCCAAAAAAUUUAACUCCGUCUUCUAAACAGUCAGUAGUUAAAGUACUAAAAACUCCAAAAUGUGCUCUAAAGAUGGAUGAUUUUGAAUGUGUAACUCCUAAAUUAGAACACUUUGGUAUCUCUGACUAUAGUGCAUGUUUAAAUGAAGGUUACACGAUGGGACUUAAAAAUAUAAAGGAGAAUAAAAGUGAAGAGGCCAUAGAACCAGAACCAGUGACCAGUGAUAAUUUCUUUGCCGCUCCUGGCCUCCAGCAGUUGAAAAAAAAUGAUGACGCUGUUUUCAGUGGAAGUUCUGGAAACCACGGGUUGUCCCGUAGAGCUGUUUCAUGCUCACCCCAGCCAAGGCCCCAUGGUUUACCAGUACACACAGAUGCCAACUGUACAGAUUCUCCCUUGGCACCUACAUUUUGCACUCCUGGUUUGAAAAUUCCUUCUACAAAGAACAGUACAGCUUUGGGAUCCACAAAUUAUCCAUUAUCAAAAACAAAUAGUUCAUCAAAAGAUUUGGAAAUGAAAGACUGUACAUCGUUAGUUUUAAAUUCAGACAAGUGUUUUGAGAGUUUUGCGGAUCCCUCUUCUCCUGUAAUUUCUUCUUAUGAGAAUCUGCUGAGAACACCCACACCUCCAGAAGUAACUACCAUUCCAGAAGACAUUCUCCAGAUUUUAUCAAAAUACAACUCAAACCUAGCAACUCCAGUAGCAGUGAAAGCCGUGCCACCCAGCAAAGGGUUCCUCACUAAAUACGAAGGACUAAACAUCCGAGGUGUUGGCAACAAAGAAAACUGGUGAAGAUGCCUGAUGUUUGCGCACCACCACUGGCCCUUUAAAGGAGAGCAAUAUUCUGAUUUUCCUGGAAGAACUCACAGUCCAGCUCCAGCUUCAACCAAGCAAUAUCACAAUCCCUGACCGGCGUGGUCAGUGAUAGGCAUACAACCUGUGAAGUCAGAGAGAGCCAAUUCUAGGACUUGGGGAACCGCUGGGAAACACCACUUCUUUUCUGGAUGUGCAGAGACGCACACCUGGAGCUCCUGGCCACCAUCUUCUCACCGUGACAGGAAGGGAGCCCGAGCAAGAGAGCGGAGGUGUGACAACUUGGAACCUCACCAUCUAGCUGGGCCCGCAGCCAGCUCGCUCUAGCCUGGGACUUUUCUGUUAAAUGCUUCAUAAACUCCUGUGCUAUGCUGGCUGGAGUUUCCUUGUUAUUUGAGUUUCGGUUGAUCUGUUUCAGGUCUCAGGUUAAAUGUCACUUUACCUUCCCAGUCCCAAAGGUCCUCCUGUAGUUCUGAGCACCCUAUUGUCAUCCUUCACAGUACUUGGUAAUUUGUAAGAAAAUAUUUGAGUGUAGAUUUAAUUUUUAUAUCUACUAUUGGACCAUAAACUGAAAGGCAAGGAUCUGGUUUGCUUUUGUUCGUUACGCAGAUACUUAGCAACUUAAGUUCCUGAAUGAAUUUGUGAUAACAAACACUGAGAUCUCACUCUGCUCGGCACAGUUCUAAAUACAUUUGUGAACCAAUUCUUAGAUCAACUCUUAUGAAGUAGGUACUAUGAUCCUGACUUUUCACAUGAGUACACUGUGGCUUUGAUGACUUUCCUUCUCCCUGCCCCAUUUCCCACCCCAGAUCUUAAUGGCCUAAGAUCUCUGGGACUUGUCCCCUCCCCCGUCCCCUCUGCCACUUACUGCAGUUCUCACCUAGAUUAGUGCAGCAGCAUCGGACACUCCUUUUUAACCUGAACUCCAGUCAACAGUACUUCAGUGCUCUAUUGACUGUUCUUCCUUUAUCAUGUUCGUGCCUUUGUUCAUGCUAGAUCCAGUUAUCUGGAGAACUCCAACCCAACCUGAGGUGUUGGACAACCUUAAAUGCCAUCUUCAGUAGCGACUGUCUUUGUCAGGACACUUUUCCCUCCACCUUUCAUCGUAUUUACACUUCCGUAACUAGACUGUAAGACCUUCCGAGAAGGAUCGUAUCUGGGUCAGAUUUAUCUGUGUACCACCAGGCUCACAGCAGCUACUAUCAGGUAGGCACUUUCAAAAUGUAUCAUCUCCUGGCACAGUACUGGAAAGUGAGAGGAGUUAAAGUAAUCCGGGAUACUACCAAUUCUGACAGCUCCCAGUAGUCACUCUGCAGAUUCUGGAAAUGCCUCAGGAGGCUCACCUCAUUCACAAUGGAAAUUGCUUUAAUCUCAUCAACUCCUCUCUGAAAUUUUCUUAGGAACUGCUAGCCUGGACAGGAAGUUCUGACAGCCGAAGGCACAAAGCAAGGGGACAACAAACCCCUUUUCUUCUUCGAAAAUGGCGAAUGGCACUUCGCUGAAUAUUCACCAUCAGGCACACUCAGCACCAUUUCAUCGGCUCCUCCCAACAAGCUUUCCAGGCUGGUGGUAGUGAGAACACCUUUCUACAGUUAUGAUUUUUGCUUAGCGAAAUUAUCUUUUAGUAUUUAAUGUUAAAAUUGCUCUUUAGACUUUAGCUUAUUCUCUUCCUAUAGGGGUAAGAAAACCCAUGAAUAAACAUACUUCCUUAAGGCUUGUUCCACUGUAGACUCCCACGAAAUUACAGUUGUCGACAAAACCACCUGUAUCCAAGCAAUAGAACACAAGUCCUUGUCCGGCUGCUCAGACCCCCUAAAUGGAAGCUGGGACUGUACCAUUUAAGAUAGGCUUUCUGGUUUGUAUAAAACUGAAACCGGGGGGGGGGGCACCUGGGUGGCUCAGUCAGUUAAGCGUCUUCCUUCAGCUCAGGUCAUGAUCCCAGGGU
Ailuropoda melanoleuca (giant panda) is the source of this 3343-nucleotide messenger RNA. It is a transcript of the gene SKA3, whose product is annotated as spindle and kinetochore associated complex subunit 3. The record is from RefSeq and is a predicted model, not a curated record. The transcript is spliced from 10 exons. Gene Ontology annotation, cellular component: kinetochore; outer kinetochore; spindle microtubule. The coding region runs from base 34 to 1377 and encodes 447 amino acids. Gene Ontology annotation, biological process: mitotic cell cycle; chromosome segregation. Lineage: Eukaryota; Metazoa; Chordata; Mammalia; Carnivora; Ursidae.